Messenger RNA from Phlebotomus argentipes, 4337 nucleotides. Its product is annotated as protein FAM13A. The coding region runs from base 919 to 2796 and encodes 625 amino acids. The transcript is spliced from 4 exons. NCBI's taxonomy places the organism in Eukaryota, Metazoa, Arthropoda, Insecta, Diptera, Psychodidae. The record is from RefSeq and is a predicted model, not a curated record.
AGGUAUGUCAGAUGGCUUCUUAGUGUGUGCGUUGAUUUCCCUGGAAAGUAUGUGUUGAGUGUGUGCCUGCAAAAAAUGCUCGAAAUUGCUGAUAAAAAUGCUAUCAAUGUGAAUAUCUGCCGCUAAAGUAGUAAUUGGAAGUUCACUGACACAAUUGGGUACUAAAAAGAAGCAUCAAUCUCCCGGUGUGACAGGUGCAUCGAUUGAACUUUUUCGGAAUGAUCCAUCUCAGCGUGUGAAAGGAUUAGCCACAAACUUCCAAUCUCGCGCGUGUCGUGAAUUCUUCUGCGGUGUGAGUCUCUAAAUAACCAUCAGCCGAAGCACUUGGGGAGGCGUGAGGAAAGCAGUGACAUUAUAAGAAAACGGAACACAGGGAGAGCUCAGUAACUGCGUAAUUUUGGCUGAGCGUGAUUGUCGAGCUUAGACUCUCCCUCGCGCGAGUGGGAAGAAGUGUGAGUGCGGGUAAUUGUCUUGAAAAGGUGGCUCGGCUGGGCAGAAUAGAGUGACUUCUUUUCAAUAUUGAACUGAAGGCGCCACCGUUCACAUGCUAAAUUAUCGUUUGGUGUCGACACAUUUCCUCAAACAGCCGUAGUUUGUGUGAAAAGACUUUACGGAAAAAUGUGCAGAGAUCGCGAUAUGUUGUAAGGAUAUUUCUCGCCCGAAACUGCCGUUUGAAUUGACAAAGACUUUUGAAUUUGUGAACAUUUUUUCCUUCGAUAAAUCUGGUGAAACAGCACAAGGGUCACAGCACAAUUUCUGACCAAUUGGACCACAAAUCCGGAGAUCCACUUUGCUGCACAGCUGAAGAGCAAUUGUCUCAUAGGAAAUCAUCAUCUUCUUGCAGUUGCAGUGAAAUUGUCCAAAAUCGAAUUGUUUGCGAAAAACAUUUGGGAGUCAGUCAAGGCCUGCAUUUGCGGCAUGCGCCGUCCGUCUCUGGAUCAUCACGAUGGCGACCUAAGUCGUCUGACAUCAGCAUCCUCACCGGCGGAGGGCAGCAUAGCACCGUGUCAGGCUGACGAGGUGAAGGUGGACAUUGCGCCCUCGUAUCUGCCCAAGAUCAUCGAACCGCUGGACUGGCACAAUACACGCAAACGCAAGGAAAGGCAGGACAGCACGUCUUCGCAGACGCAAGAUCGGAAAUUGGUGCGGUCCAACAGUGAGGAGCAUAUCAGCGUACCGGAUGUGGAUGUGAUUAGGAGAGUGUCGUCGCAUGAGGAUUUUAAGAAACCACUGCCACCUCACAUCGUCACUCUUGAGUCGCAUCAUGGCGGCGAGCGCGAUCCGGGAGUGGAGCCGGCCAGGAUGUCGCCAAGUCACGAGGCGGAUCGGUCGGAUGGCGAGCAUGAGAGGAGGAGAAGUAGUGAAAGAUUCUCGCGCACACGAGCGCCUCCGGGGAGGAAGGCUCUGUCGCCGAGAAAGCCAGCCAAGCACGUUGUGGCCAAAAUGAGGGAUCGCGAUGAGAACCUGUACAAGUAUGACAAUUCCGCGUUGAAGCAUGAGCGCAGAGGUUUCGUGAGUCGCGAGAGAAGCAAACCGAAGGAGCCAGAAUCAUCGUCAUCUGACUUGCUCUCGCCAGUGUCCGAUUUUAAUGACAACAAUCUCAUCGAUCUGAAUCAGGAGACGGAAUCCACGGUGCCCCAGGAGAUCCUGCCAUGGAAUGUGCCAUUCCACGAGGACACGCCAGUUGUUUGUCCGCGCUUCGCUGACAACACCUUCGAUCAUGUUCACGCCAGCGAAACUCUUGCCAAAGCCCGCCGUGAGAGUCAAUCUUUGAUUGAGAUGAAGACGGACAAGUUCACGAGCAUCGAAAAUCUGAAGACGCGCGACAUCAUGAAGAAGAUGCCAAAUGUCGCCAUCACUCCGGAUGAGCGUGUGAAGCAGAUAAACAGCCGGCUGUCCAAGCUGAAGAAGCGCGUGGCGCAGUUCGAGGAGAACUUCGAGAAGGACUAUGGCUACAAACCGCCACGCAUUGAGACGAUGAACGACAAAGCAAUGAAGAGCAUAGUAUCGGAGAUUCAGAAGCUGAAGCGCGAAAAGCACUGCAUCAAGAGCGAUCCAGUGAUGGAAGCGAGAGACAGUGCGGCGUCAGAGCAGCACGGGGAGAUGAAGCUGAGUCAGAUGCAGGAGACGCUGACUGACAUCGAGAUGGUUCUUCAAGAGCGACGCAAGGAUGAAAAUCGUCCGGCUGCUGUUGAGGAGUUGUCAGUGGAGCAGCUAAUGCAGGAAAAGACGUCCAUUCAGCGCGGUUUGCUCUACUUGGAGUCCAUCUUCGGGCGUCCCAGUUCGCGUGAGGAGAGAGACUUGGCGCGUCCCUUGUAUGACAGAUAUCGGCAGGUGAAGCGGAUGCUGAACAGGAGUUCCGUUCUGAAUGGAUCUGGAGUGGGUGUGGCUGAAUUGCCCACGAUUCUCGAACACGAGGCCAUGGCGUUCACUGUGACUGCAACUCCCUCGACUGAUGUAACGCCGCCAUCAGUUCCGUCGGCGGUGGAAUCGCCAUCGGAGACGACUGUGUCCUCCAGCAAGUCCACGGACUCCACAGAGGACUCGAGUGUGAAUGAAAACGUGCACACGCUAUCGAUUCGGGAGUUGUGGCAGCAAUUGGAUGCGGUGCGAGACGAGAAGAGAGACCUGAGGCGCACCAUAAAGGAGUUCGAGCAUUCAUUCGAGAAGGAGAACGGCCGCAAAAUGCUGAAGAGUGACCGGAAGGCCAUCGAGGAGACUUACGCGUUGUACAAGCAGAAGAAGGGGAAAUUAAGGCUACUGGACGCCCUUGUGAAGAAGCACAUGUCGUACUAGAGCAACGAAUCCCUAACAAAACAGUGGUGAGCAGAAAAAAAGCAUCAAAUCUGUGUAGAAGAUGGGAAAUAAUUUAGUGAUUAAGUAAUAUUUGGAGAUGAAUUGAGGAAUGUCAUCCAAUUUGUACGACUUUAUUUGUAAUAUUUUGUAACAAUGUUGAUUCAAAGUUUAGCACUAAAUUUAACAGAGAUUAAUCGGUAAAUUUAGUGAUGACAAAAGGAAUCCUUGCAAAAUGAAGACUAAUUGAAAUCAUUGCCAUAUACAUAAAGUGACAUUUUGCAGUGUGUUACCUUUCUUCUGCUCGCCACUGUUGAAUGAUGAUAUUGAGAACAUGUGGAUGGGGAAAAUAUGAUAUUGCUGCAUCUCAAAUAAUUGUGCUUUGAGGAGAACAAGAUUACAGUGAUGAGGAGAAUUCUCUAUUUAGAAAGGAUUUAACACAUAAUCGUAGUGCAGGAUUUUGGCGUUGGUUCUAGAAUGGCAAUUUCUUUGCGAGAGACGUGCGCUCUACACACAUUUUACGAUUACAUUUAAUAAUGUACAAAUUAAGGCAAGGAAUCACAAGAUUUAGAGAAACAGUCAUCUUUGAUUUGAUGCAGGAUUUCUUAGGAGAAACUUUCACUCAUUCUCGAUGAGAAAUAUCGUUUUUUCGAUUUGUAUUUUAAGCAAAAAAAAAGAAGAAAAGAAAUAAGAAGAAACAAAUCACAAGGAAAACAGAUAUUGAAGAUGAAAUAUAUGAAUUAUAAAGAAGCAUACUAAAAAGAGAAAACAUAUAUGUAAUGAUAGAAAUCUGUGAUAAUUUAUUUUUUUCGGAUUUGUAGUUUUCACGGAAAAACUGUUUCAUAAUUUUUAUUUUAUAAUAACUUUUCUUUCUUUACUCUAACUUUUUUCCCAAUUUGUUGGCAAACUAACUUGUAAAGAAGUUAAUAUUGAAGAUGGAGUUGAAAAAGAGCAAAGUUGCAUAUUAUAUUGUCUUUAUUUAUAAUCAUAAUAUUUCUCAUGUACCUUAAUAAAUUAUUAGAUUGUAUCUUUACUAGCUUUUAUUACAUAUUUUUUCCAUAUAAGAAACAAAAAAAUAAGUAAACAUCUAAUUUGAUAUGGAGAUCAAAUGAUAAAAUUGAAGAUGGAAAAAGUGUAAGAUUUCACAGAAUUGAUAUUGACUUGAUGAAAUGUAACAAAAUAAGGACUGUCUUCUGCAUGGAUAUCAAGAAAGGGGAGAAGAGAUGUAGAAGUAUAUUUUUGAAUUAUUCACCAUGUGAGCAUUGUGAGGAGAAAUCACACGAUAUUUAGAGAUUUAUGUAGCGUACUUUUGCCCUUCCCUUUACUUUCUCGCCUCUUCGCAGAAAUUCACACCAACCAACCCAGUGAUUAACAAUGCAUUGAUCCAAUUUCAAUAUUAUUAUACAAAUUAAUACUGGCGAAGAUGACUGGGAAAGAUUAUAAUUUUCUGUAAUGAGGACUUAUUAUUGACAUAUAUAUUAUAUACAUGUAUUUUAUGAUUAAAAUUCAAACAUAAAAGGUUUUCAGAGAAUAUUGAAAAUGAA